Suncus etruscus (white-toothed pygmy shrew) is the source of this 1423-nucleotide messenger RNA. RefSeq names its product pre-mRNA processing factor 18 (gene PRPF18). The record is from RefSeq and is a predicted model, not a curated record. Gene Ontology annotation, cellular component: U4/U6 x U5 tri-snRNP complex; U2-type post-spliceosomal complex; U5 snRNP. NCBI's taxonomy places the organism in Eukaryota, Metazoa, Chordata, Mammalia, Eulipotyphla, Soricidae. The transcript has 12 exons. The coding region runs from base 83 to 1138 and encodes 351 amino acids. Gene Ontology annotation, biological process: generation of catalytic spliceosome for second transesterification step; RNA splicing.
GGCGUUGGCUGUUUGUUUUCAGGGCGGCCGCUGGGCUGGCACCCCGCGCGGGGAGAGUCCGUGGCCGACAGCCGGCGCCACGAUGGACAUUCUGAAGUCGGAGAUUCUGCGGAAGCGGCAGCUGGUGGAGGACAGGAACCUCUUGGGGGAAAAUAAAAAAUAUUUCAAGCGCAGCGAACUCACAAAAAAAGAAGAGGAAGCGUAUUUUGAAAGAUGUGGCUACAAGCCUAUAAGUGAGAAGCCAUCUGGAGAGAUACAGCCCAAAGAGGAGGACCAGAAACCGUUAACGUCAUCAAAUCCAGUCUUAGAACUUGAACUGGCAGAGGAAAAAUUACCCAUGACUCUUUCUAGGCAAGAGGUCAUCAGAAGAUUGAGAGAAAGAGGAGAGCCGAUCAGACUGUUUGGAGAAACGGAUUACGAUGCUUUCCAGCGUUUAAGAAAAAUAGAGAUUCUUACACCUGAAGUCAACAAGGGGCUGAGGAACGACCUGAAGGCCGCCCUGGAUAAGAUCGAUCAGCAGUACCUCAACGAACUGGUGGGCGGCCAGGAGCCCGGCGAGGAGGACACGCAGAAUGACCUGAAGGUGCACGAGGAGAACACCACCAUCGAGGAGCUGGAGGCACUGGGAGAGUCCUUAGGAAAAGGAGAUGACCAUAAGGACAUGGACAUCAUCACCAAGUUCCUGAAGUUUCUUCUAGGCGUUUGGGCUAAAGAGCUGAAUGGCCGCGAAGAUUAUGUGAAGCGCAGCGUGCAGGGCAAACUCAACAGCGCCACCCAGAAACAGACCGAGUCCUACCUCCGGCCUCUGUUCCGAAAGCUGCGUAAAAGGAAUCUCCCCGCUGACAUUAAAGAGUCAAUAACAGAUAUCAUCAAAUUCAUGCUGCAGAGGGAGUACGUGAAGGCCAAUGACGCCUACCUGCAGAUGGCCAUUGGCAAUGCCCCCUGGCCCAUUGGUGUCACCAUGGUUGGCAUCCAUGCUAGGACUGGACGAGAGAAGAUUUUCUCCAAACACGUUGCUCAUGUUUUAAAUGACGAGACACAGCGGAAAUACAUCCAGGGAUUGAAGAGGCUGAUGACCAUUUGCCAGAAGCACUUUCCUACCGACCCGUCCAAGUGCGUGGAAUACAAUGCUCUGUGACCUGCACUGCUGGUAGUAAGAACCCGAGAGCCAGCAGCAGGCCCAGUGUCGUGGGGGUGCAGGAGAAGGAGUGAGUGUGACCCCGAAUCCUGCUAACAUGGCUCCUGUGUUUAAGAACGAGGCUGGCUCUUAGCUCACCUGGCUUCUGACUGAUAGUAAGUUCACAGACUUUGCCCUGCGAGGACAGUGGACACAGAAGGAGUUUUCAAAUGACUUUCCCUCUCAGACCUGAAAGCUGAUGAAGUAACUCAAAAAAAAAAAAAAAAGAAAAAAGAAAAAGAAAAA